Lycium ferocissimum is the source of this 607-nucleotide messenger RNA. Its product is annotated as major strawberry allergen Fra a 1-B-like. The transcript is spliced from 2 exons. Gene Ontology annotation, molecular function: signaling receptor activity; protein phosphatase inhibitor activity; abscisic acid binding. The record is from RefSeq and is a predicted model, not a curated record. Gene Ontology annotation, cellular component: nucleus; cytoplasm. Gene Ontology annotation, biological process: abscisic acid-activated signaling pathway; defense response. Bases 139 to 579 code for a protein of 146 amino acids. Lineage: Eukaryota; Viridiplantae; Streptophyta; Magnoliopsida; Solanales; Solanaceae.
UUCUUUUCUUUUCCCAAUAAGAAGAAUAAAAUAUGGUUUCUUAGACUAAUAUAAGCUUUUACCUUGUGUCUCAUCUAUAUCUGGAUUGACCCAGACAGAGAGAAAGAGAAAGAGUUGGCUAGAGAUAAUUAGAGAGAGAUGAGAGGAAUGAAAGGUGAAAUUGUGCUCAACAUCCCUGCAGAAAAAGCAUGGGAAAUGUACAGGGAUAAUGAUAAAAUCAGCAGGGUAAAUCCACAAAUGCUUUCUAAGGCUGAAUAUAUUCAAGGAGAAGGAGAACCUGGCACUCUCAGGCGUCUCCAGCUUGGCCCGGCAUUGAGCAGCUAUGUCAAACAGUCAGUAGAAAAGAUAGAGAAAGUGGAAGAGGGGAGAUCAGUGACAUAUCAAGUCACUGAUGGUGAUCUGAGGAAAAUGUACAAUCCAUACAGAGUUACCUUCUCAUUCAUCCCUGUAAGAGGCAGCAAUAAGCAAUGUGUAGCAGAAUGGAAAGCAGAGUAUGAGCCAAUUACACCUACAAUUCCUGCACCAGAAAAAGCAAGAGAUGCUGCACUAUCAUUUCUCAAGUUAAUUGAUAAAAUGUAGAGCCAUGCUAUGUAAAACAAGACAAGUA